Messenger RNA from Frieseomelitta varia, 2133 nucleotides. Its product is annotated as achaete-scute complex protein T3-like. Lineage: Eukaryota; Metazoa; Arthropoda; Insecta; Hymenoptera; Apidae. Gene Ontology annotation, biological process: regulation of neurogenesis; positive regulation of transcription by RNA polymerase II; sensory organ development. The transcript has 2 exons. Gene Ontology annotation, molecular function: protein dimerization activity; DNA-binding transcription factor activity, RNA polymerase II-specific; RNA polymerase II transcription regulatory region sequence-specific DNA binding. The record is from RefSeq and is a predicted model, not a curated record. Gene Ontology annotation, cellular component: RNA polymerase II transcription regulator complex. Bases 415 to 1317 code for a protein of 300 amino acids.
GCGCGUGCCCGCCCUGGCUAUAUAAGGCCUGGAACCCUUCUUAGUAAAGCAUUUCGGAAGACAAGUCCGUACCGUCAGUAUCGAGGGUGCGGUGUCAUUUUCAAUUUUCUUAGCUCACGUAAUCGCAAUUGCCUCGUCUCGAGCUCGCGUUUCAUUAAUUUCGUUUUCUUUUGCAUUCGCUGGAUGCGUCGCGCCAUAUUCAACCACGGUGCGGUAGAAGAAGGGGAAUCUGGAGUUGGAGAGAGAGAGAGAGAGGGAGAGAGAGAGAGAGAGGCAGAGAGGGUUAACCGUCACAGUAUUUGAUUUUCACAAACCAAGUAUUUUGAAGUACCUCGAAGAUUUUAUUUCUCAAGGUCACCCGGCACGCGCUGCCGCGCACUCCUGCUCUCGUGGUGGGGGUAUCGAAUCAGUGAUAUGACCUUAGUGGGAUCGAAGGAGGAGAACGUAUUGCCCAUCAUGCUGAGCGUACAGCAACAGCAUCAUCAUCACAAUCUUCACGGUUCCUCGGCGUCCAGUGCACAAACUCAUCGCAGCAAUGUGAUUGUUUCCACCAGCAGCAUGCCGUCAAACGACAUCAAGAUCCAGCAACACGGUUGCAAGCGAUCGAAGAUUUACGGCCAGGCGACCGGCCCUUACGGCACCGUUCCUCAUCAACCGGCCUCGGUCGCCAGGCGAAACGCCCGGGAACGAAAUCGUGUUAAGCAGGUGAACAAUGGAUUCGCCACUUUGAGGCAGCACAUACCACAGAGCGUGGCGCAAGCACUCGGAGGAAGUACGGCUGGCACGCACGGCGGAUCCAGAGCGGGUAGUAAAAAACUGUCCAAGGUCGAAACGCUUAGGAUGGCGGUCGAGUACAUCAGAAGUCUGCAGCGUCUUUUGGAAGAGCACGACGGUGGUUCGGAUGUCACGAGUGUGUCUUCGCCGACGUCGUCGCCUCCUUCCUCCACCUCCUCCGCCUCGUCCACGUGUAGUUCUAGCAACGGCAUCAGCGUCGAGUCUAAUCAUCAUUCGCCCGAGUUGAGACUUCGCGGUAACGUCAGCAACGAGCUUCGGCACCACAGCAGCUCGGACAUACAUCGGCAUCAACACUUGCGACAAAAUCCCAGCCCGACUUUCGUCCCGACACCCUGCUCCGAAGCCUCCAGUUCGCCAACGCCGAGUUUCGUUUCUGAGGCGUCAUCGGCUGGUAGCCAGGGCUACGGGACAUCGGGCACCCUUUAUACCGCGCACUCUGAUGGUUACGACAAUUACGAACCCAUGAGUCCGGAAGACGAGGAGCUGCUGGACGUCAUCUCCUGGUGGCAACAAAGUCAAUGAGAAAAAAUCCAGUGUCCACAUCGGUUCCUAGUUGCGUCUGUCCUUCACUUCAGAGAAGUGAACGAGAUGGAGAUACACGUGGCGAGAAGGAGAAAUGGACAAAAGGAAACGAUAACCGGCUGUUCUAUGCUGUAUAAUCUAGUCAUUCCUACCGAUAUUGUACGAAUGUAAUAAUAGGAUUCGUUUCUCGUUCGUUUUAAAUUAGGGGUUAGAUUAGAGUUGAGAUACUUGCAUCUGGCCUUCCACGUACAAAACAGAUUGCCGAAUAGUAAAUGUGAAAAUUUAGCAAAUAUAUUUACAGUAAAGGUGUAUGGAAAAAUUUCUGUCUUGACAAUUAAGAAGGAUCGAAACAAAAUGCUCGAACUCAAAUGAUCCUAUCCUCAAAGGCAUUCCACAGUGCCUUUUUAGGAAUUGUUGAUGUUUGAUAGAGAAAGUUUAACUGCCUCCAUGCUUCAGGUUUCAUCCUUAAAAGAAUGUUAUGUCGCGGUAUAAAAGAAGGAUUCGAUGAAGGAUACGUUUAUUACUCGAAGAACUAUUUUGAAUUUUUGAACUGUUAAAAAUUUUAUAAAUGUUACAGAUGUUGCAAAAUGUUAAUGAUAUGAUGUCGAACUUAACAGAGGAACAAAAUAUUUAUAUCGAUUCGCGCAAUAAUUUAAACAUCUUCAAACAAUGAAAGACAAAUAUUCAGCUCUAAUAAUUAUUGUAGUAAUAUUGUAAAUAAUGUACAUAGGAAGUGAGAUUGAAACGAACAAAUUGUAUUCCAGUGGUCUAAGAUUACGUCGAAAAAUUUUUAUCAAGCUCGUGCCUUUAUUGUAA